AUGGAGGGGCAGAGCGGCCGCUGCAAGAUCGUGGUGGUGGGCGACGCGGAGUGCGGCAAGACGGCACUGCUGCAGGUGUUCGCCAAGGACGCUUAUCCCGGGAGUUACGUCCCCACCGUGUUUGAGAACUACACAGCGAGCUUUGAAAUAGACAAGCGUCGCAUUGAACUCAACAUGUGGGACACUUCAGGUUCUUCUUACUAUGAUAAUGUCCGGCCUCUGGCUUAUCCUGAUUCGGAUGCUGUGCUCAUCUGCUUUGACAUUAGCCGACCAGAAACACUGGAUAGUGUCCUCAAGAAGUGGCAGGGGGAGACUCAGGAGUUUUGCCCCAAUGCCAAGGUUGUGCUGGUUGGCUGUAAACUGGACAUGCGGACUGACCUGGCCACACUGAGGGAGCUGUCCAAGCAGAGGCUUAUCCCUGUGACACAUGAGCAGGGCAGUGUGCUGGCCAAGCAGGUGGGGGCCGUGUCCUAUGUUGAGUGUUCCUCCAGAUCCUCUGAGCGCAGCGUCAGGGAUGUUUUCCAUGUCGCCACAGUGGCGUCCCUUGGCCGUGGGCAUAGGCAGCUGCGUCGUACUGACUCACGCCGGGGACUACAGCGAUCCACUCAGCUGUCAGGACGACCAGACCGAGGAACUGAGGGCGAGAUACACAAGGAUCGAGCCAAAAGCUGCAACCUCAUGUGA
Molecule: messenger RNA, 684 nt
Organism: Chrysochloris asiatica (Cape golden mole)
Lineage: Eukaryota; Metazoa; Chordata; Mammalia; Afrosoricida; Chrysochloridae
Gene: RND2
Product: Rho family GTPase 2
Exons: 5
Coding region: 1-684 (227 amino acids)
Biological process (GO): small GTPase-mediated signal transduction
Molecular function (GO): GTP binding; GTPase activity
Source: RefSeq, a predicted model, not a curated record